GCUGGGGUUUUCUACUUUACUUAAUAAGGAGAAUGAGCUUUGAUGACACAUGGUGCAGAUGGAUUAUGGAAUGCCUCUCUUCAAGCAUGAUAUCAGUACUAAUCAAUGGGAGUCCUUCUAGACAGUUCCCUGUAUCUAAGGGACUUUGGCAAGGCGACCCAUUGUCACUGCUCCUAUUUCUUAUUGUUGUUGAGGGCCUCAAUGGCCUCAUAUCUAAAGCAGUGGAGGAAGGGCUUUAUGAGGGUCUCAAGGUCAGUGAAAGGAAUCUUACUCUCACACACUUACAAUUUGCUUAUGACAACUUGAUAUUUGGAAAGGCAACAGAUAACAAUGUGUGGGCAGCAAAAUGUAUUCUAAGGGCUUUCGAGUUGGUGUCCAAACGUAAAAUAAACUACAACAAAAGUCAGAUUAUGGGUGUACACACUAAUGAUGAAUGGUUCAUGAAGAUGGCUUGGCUAUUAAAUUGCAAAGUUGGAUCUCUACCUUUCAAAUACCUUAGGAUCCCUGUGGGUGGCAAUCCUAGAAAAUUAUCUUUUUGGCAUGAUCUGGUGGAAUCUUUUAAGAGGAAGUUAUCUUCAUGGAAGAGUCAUCACCUCUCCUUUGGCGAGCGUAUCACACUUCUAAAUUCUGUGCUGUCCAGUAUGUCGGUCUUCCUCAUGUCUUUCUACUCACUUCCAAAAGGAAAAGAUUAUAGCAUUAAACAAAUGAUCAGCUGGCUUAAUGGUGCAUGGGAAUGGUCUUUAUCAUGGAGGAGAAACCUACUGGCCAAAGAAGCAUUACAGGUGGAUAAUUUACUAUCUGUGCUCCACCAAGUACCGUUACACUGGGGAAAGAAGGAUGAAUGGAGAUGGCUCUACAGUGCAAAUGAGAGGUAUGAAGUACGUUUGAGUUAUCACAUGCUUUUGAACUCAGAUCCCACUGUCACUCAAGAAAUUUAUGAUCAAGUAUGGCUUAAAGGUUCUCUUGGGGAAUCCAGAUCAGGUUCUCUAGGAGAGCCCGGCCUGGGUUCUUCUCGGAGAACCCACCAAGAACCCAAUUUGGGUUCUCCAAGAAGAACCCAGGUCUGGGUUCUUGGAGAACCCAGAUCAAGUUCUCCAGGAGAGCCCAGAUCUAGGUUCUCCAAGAACCCAGUGACUGCAACCAUCCUUGACCUCAAACUACAAAUCAAGACGUUCCUGGGUCACCCAGUUCACACGCAAGAUCUGUUCUUGAGGCAGAAGCUGCCAGAGCCAUGGCUGCUAGAGUUGGAAGAUGGCACCAUAGUGCGAAAUGUGGUAUGUGGAGAUGACAAGACCCUCUUCCUCAAGGUGAAAUUCAGUGUUUGGGUGAGGACUGGAUUUGCCUCAGCCGAUUGGUUUGAACUAAUUGUCUAUACCGACGACACCAUGCUCACCAUGAAGACAAUGCUUCAACAACAAUAUGGGAUUCCGGUGGAGGACAUGAGUUUGGCAAUCGUUGAUCCUACCACCGAUGAGUUCGUUGUUCUGGAUGAUCGUGCUGAAAUUCGUAGCAUUAACAUUCCUCUAAGGGCGGGUAUUGAUUUUCAUUUAGUGUAAUGAAAAUAAUUAAAGAGCACAUGAUAGUAUUUGAUCACCAUAAUAAUAAUAAUAAUAAUAAUAAUAAUAACUCAACAAAUUGAAAGCGUUCUUCUAAUGACGGUAAAAGCUGAGUUUCCUUGGUUUGGACUUUCUUCAGAACUUGUAAAACCCAGUCACCAUGUUAAGUAAAGAUGCACAGUUUUA
This is a messenger RNA of Rubroshorea leprosula, 1742 nucleotides long. Lineage: Eukaryota; Viridiplantae; Streptophyta; Magnoliopsida; Malvales; Dipterocarpaceae. The record is from the annotation of a GenBank genome assembly.